UCUGUAAGCCGAUGACUUUUUUAAAAUCAAAGUUACAGUGUCUUAUGUAGAUAAGACACGUUGCUCGUACUUAUUUGGACUAUCUCAGUGAGUUGUAGAUUGUUUUCCAAAUAAUGAUAACAUCACUAGAAACAGCGCUCGACAAACAAAUUUAUUGGGCUGCUGCAAGGUACUCUAAAAUAAACAAUUUUCAACUACAUUAUGGCAAAAAGCUCGCAGCAAAAGUUGGCAUUAAACAAGGUGAUAAAAUUUUGGAUAUGGGUUGCGGAACGGGAGAGCUGACCUCGUUUAUUGGGGAGAUUGUAGGAAAACAAGAUCGAGUGGUUGGUGUUGAUCCAGACAUAGAUGGAAUUCACUACGCCAAUCAACACAAUUGUAACGUGAAUGAAAACGUUUCAUUUGAAAUUGGCGACAGUUCAAGUAAAUUUGUACAGCCAAACAAAUCCUUCUACGAUGCCCAUUUCAGCAAUUUUUCCUUUCAAUGGCUUACAUUGGAUGAAAAGAAAGAGUUUUCGCAAACGGCUUUCGAAUGUCUAAAACCAAAUGGCCAAAUAGCUCUCAAGAGUCACGAAGGCUAUCCGGAAAUAGCUCUAUUUGCAGAAUAUUUAAUCUCAAAGAAACAGAACGCUUUGACUUAUAUCAAUGAUAAGAAACUGAUUCAAUUUUUUAUAUCUAAAGAUGAAACAACAUCUCUUAUUGAAGAAAUGGGCUUUGUAAUCAUUUCAAGUGAUUAUGAUAUUGGAAAACAACGAUACGAAACACUAGACGAUUUUCUCAACUUUUUUAGCGCUUUUGAUUAUCAUGCCACAAGCAUGUCCUACAGUGAGAGAAAAGAAUUUAUGGCACGUUUUGGCAACGAAGAUGGAAGUGUAAAUUUGGUGGACGAUACAUUGUACCAGAUUGUUACAAGAAAGAACUGCAGAAGCGGUUAGAUAACCGAUGUUAAUAUUUCAAUUGCCUUCAUGCAAUUGAUUACUACAUUUAAACAAUAAUAAACACUGAUAUAUAGCUUGUUGUAUUAUAAGACACUCACCCUAACAUUUAACACACUCACCGUCAUUUUUAUGACACUCACCCUAACUUUUACGACACUCACUAUUACUUUUAGGACACUCACAAUAACUUUUAAGGCACUCACCCUCACUUUUAGGACACUCAGCCUAACUUUUAAGUCACUCACCCUAACUUUUAAGUCACUCACCCUAACUUUUAAAAACUCACUCUUACUUUAAGACACUCGCCCUAACUUUUAAAAACUCACUCUUACUUUAAGGCACUCACCCUAACUUUAGGACACUCAUCCUAACUUUUAAACAAUCACUCUUACUUUUAGGACACUCACCCUAAAUUUUAAACACUCGCCCUUACUUUUAAGACGUUUCAAACUUUUGAAAAAUUGGUUAUAUUUUCUUUACGAUAAUGAAACUUUGUAAUUGUAGAACCAAUAUCGUAGUACAGAGUGUUAUAUAUUACAGAGUGUUAUAAAUUACAAGGUGUAGGGAUGACACUGUCAUCACUAUAUGCUUUCCGCGCAGCAAAUAUAUUGUCACAAUAUUUAAUGAAAAUAUAAUAUUUUAUAAAUCCUAA
Xenia sp. Carnegie-2017 is the source of this 1587-nucleotide messenger RNA. RefSeq lists its product as uncharacterized. Bases 114 to 932 code for a protein of 272 amino acids. The record is from RefSeq and is a predicted model, not a curated record. NCBI's taxonomy places the organism in Eukaryota, Metazoa, Cnidaria, Anthozoa, Malacalcyonacea, Xeniidae. The transcript has a single exon.